UAUUCCUGCCGCACCACGCCCGCGGCGCCCAACCAUUUAAAAGCCGGUCGAGCUCGACCCCGGCUAGUGCACUCGUUUCCCUUUUCGCAGCUCCGUCGGCAGCGCGGGCAGGGUCGAACCGAACGGAGCCGAACACCGCAGCUCUCUGAUAGCGAGCUCCGCUUUCCCUCACCACCACCCCCGCCUCCUUCCUGGAAGGGCGAGCGGCCGAGGCGGCGGGAAGGAGGAGCGGCCGCGGGGAAGCUCUUCCUGCCGGGCAGCGGCGGUCUCGCCCACCCCGCAGGAGCUGGGCUCCCGCUCUGGGGGCGGAGAGCGGCGGGGAGAUGUGUGCGUGUGCGGGGCGGGGGAGGGAUUAGUGGGCAUUAGCGCUUCCACGGGGGUGGGGUGGUCGCGUCGGGGGUGUCGGCGGCCGCCAGGGACACUCCGGGACCGCGUAGGCUGCGGGCGGCGGCGAGGGAAGGGAAGCAGCGGGACGAGGGGCGGCUUGGCUGGGUAGCGCUGCUGCUGCUGCCGCGGUGGAUGUUUCCAUGUUGUUCGGUGCAUGAUUUAGAGGAGAGGAGGAGUUGGCAGCGGCGGGUGUCAGCGGCAGGGAGCGGGGAUCCGCGCCGCCAGCGGCCCUGCCUUUCUUCUUGCCCCUCUGUCAUAUCGAGGCUGCUCUGCCUGCGUGCUUGCCCUGCGGCGGCCCCCGGGCCCUCGGAGAGCGCCUGUGCCCCCCGGGGCCGGAGCGGCGGCGGGGUGCGUGUGUGCGUGCGGGUUUAGGGGGGGUGGGGGCUGUGUCUGAACCAGUUAGGAAGAAUGACUCUGGAGUCCAUCAUGGCGUGCUGCCUGAGCGAGGAAGCCAAGGAAGCCCGGCGGAUCAACGACGAGAUCGAGCGGCAGCUGCGUCGGGACAAGCGGGACGCCCGCCGCGAGCUGAAGCUGCUGCUGCUGGGCACAGGAGAGAGUGGCAAAAGCACAUUUAUCAAGCAGAUGAGAAUCAUUCAUGGAUCAGGUUACUCUGAUGAAGACAAAAGGGGCUUUACAAAACUGGUGUACCAGAAUAUAUUUACAGCAAUGCAGGCCAUGAUCAAGGCCAUGGAUACCCUCAAAAUCCCAUACAAGUGUGAAAAUAACAAGGUUCAUGCACUAUUAGUUCGAGAAGUUGAUGUAGAGAAGGUGUCAAGUUUUGAGAACCCAUAUGUAGAUGCAAUAAGAAGCUUAUGGAAUGACCCUGGAAUUCAGGAGUGUUACGAUAGACGACGGGAAUAUCAAUUAUCAGAUUCAACUAAAUACUAUCUUAAUGAUUUGGACCGCAUAGCAGAUUCCACCUAUCUGCCAACCCAGCAGGAUGUGCUCAGAGUUCGAGUCCCAACAACAGGGAUCAUUGAAUAUCCAUUCGACUUACAAAGCGUCAUUUUCAGAAUGGUGGAUGUAGGAGGCCAACGAUCAGAAAGAAGAAAAUGGAUACAUUGCUUUGAAAAUGUCACAUCUAUCAUGUUCCUAGUAGCUCUUAGUGAAUAUGAUCAAGUGCUUGUGGAGUCAGAUAAUGAGAAUCGAAUGGAAGAAAGCAAAGCACUCUUUAGGACAAUUAUCACAUAUCCAUGGUUCCAGAACUCUUCAGUUAUUCUGUUCUUAAAUAAAAAAGAUCUACUAGAGGAGAAAAUUAUGUACUCCCAUCUAGUUGAUUAUUUUCCAGAGUAUGACGGACCACAGCGGGAUGCACAGGCAGCACGAGAGUUCAUCCUGAAGAUGUUCGUAGACCUGAAUCCAGACAGUGACAAAAUUAUCUACUCUCACUUCACAUGUGCUACAGACACAGAGAACAUCCGCUUCGUCUUUGCUGCUGUCAAGGACACAAUCCUACAGUUAAACCUGAAAGAGUACAACCUGGUCUAACUGUACCUGGGGCAUCCUUCAAAACCAAUUUUCCGUGAUUGAAGAUACACAAGAGGGGACUGUAUUAUAAUCUGUGAAAACAAUUUGCAUAAUACUAAUUUAUUGCCGGCCUGGACUCUGUGAAUGUCCACAGAGUUUGUAGUUAAUAUUAUGAUUUUAUUUAAAGUAUAUGGAGGAAAAACAAAAGAUGCUGAAGUACAUUCACAGCACAUUUCCUCAUUUUUUAGGUAAAACCAUGUGACUCAAUGUGUUUCAAAUUCUCAGUCGUACAUUUACAAAGGAUAGCAGUUUUUUGCUAUUGAAGCAAAAUCAAGCUGAUUUCCUCUUUGCCUAACCCUUUCUCUUCCCCUUCUUUCCUACUCCACUUACCUUUUAAAAGGUACAAUGGCCUUUUUUUUCCCCCCCAGUUGCAUUCCUGGGUGAAAUAUUUUCUGUUGAAUGAUUUGGUCGGGAAAACACUAUCAUCACUGUUUAAGUCAUCAGUAUGACUUAAAUUUUACAGUAUGUACUUUGAAGGAUCAAAAAGUAUUGAUACUGUGAUUUUUAAAUUCUUUACAUGGGUGUCUUCAUUCUGUCUUCACUUCUGAGACUAGAAUAUUUGGAUUGCAAAACAGAAUUACAGUUGUCUAAGGAUAAUAAAUGUAACCAUAGUUUUACAGUUAAGAAAGGUGCACAGAAGACAGUAAUGAAGUAAUUAGACACAAUCUGGGAUGUACAUGGAAUAUGUUAGAACGUCUUUUUAAUUGCCAUGUGCCAUUUUUUUCUCUCUUCUUUUAUUCACAAAUGCCAAAUAGAAAAGUCGUAGACACUACAUUUUCCUCAGUGGCUGCAGCCUGAAACAAUGUUUUUCUCAGUUGUGUGGGGUGUUUUCUCUUAUGUUAGAGCUUUUUUAAGUGUUUUCUUUCCACAGUAGAAAAAUUAUUUUUAUUGUACAAAAUUCAUGUUGCCAAAUCUGGCUUUUUAUAAAAGCAAUGCGCUUGAAAUAUAAGAUACUGAUUGAAAUGCCAAAUGGAUGGGUUGGGAACUGACCUGAUUGAAUCAACUGCCAAAUGAUUAACACACACAGUUUCAGCUCAUGUGUUCCCUUUUUUAGAAAGUGUACCAUUUUCUAAUGCCAAAACCAACAUGUAAGUGAAUAUUCUAUAAGGUGUACCAUGCACCCGCAUGUAGUCUAGUAAUUUAAAGACAAUUUAGAUCUCUCAUUUUGUAAGUUAUGACAUGAGAUUGUUUUCUGUAAUAAUGUCAAGGCACCUUCAGUUGUAUUACAAGAAGUUAUUGAUGAGAGAUCACAUUCAGGAACUUUUUCUGAUAAGGUUGAUUGUUAAUUGAUUCACAGGCAUUUGAUAGGCUUUCAUGCAAAAUAGCCUUUCUCAAUGUUCUUUAGAAGAGAUUUAUAAAUGUAAAUGAAGCAGUGACAAAAUCAUUCUUGAAAUUUAAAUGUGCAAUUUUUAACAAACAAAAGUGCAGCACAUAUUGAUGAGCCUUUAUUCCGCAGCUUAGGUUGAAGGUUUUUUGACCAGGUGCGUGAUUUCUAGCAAGAAAGCUCUGCACAGACUUCAGACCUGUAAUUGGAUUGAUUAUCUAUGAUGCCAGCUGGCACUGGAGUGCACUUAACACAAAAAUGGCUGCCACCUAGCAGCAGAUGGGAGGUGGAAAAAAGAAUGGUUUAUUAGUUGAUUUCCAAAGUUAACAAUGAGAUAUUUUUCAUCCUUAACCCUCCCAAAUUCAAAAGAACGAUAAUAAGAACAGUUACUAUUUUUGCUCCCUCUUAAAACACCUUGUAAUUUAAAACUGGUUGUAGGUAUAGUGCAAUUAUGAAUGCUAUAAUCAUUGUACAUACAUAUAUAUAUAUAUAUAUAUAUGGCAGCAUCCAUAUUGGCUUUGUAAUCAUUAAUUUUUUUGGCAAAUUGAAUGUGCUGUAUUGAUAUGUAUCUAUGUAAUUGUAUUGUAUGUCUUAUAGCUAAUUCACAUUUUAAAUAAUGUUAUUUUAUUUACUUUUUUUAAGAGAGAAGAAUGUAAAUUUUGUCAGUUUAUUUCUGACUAGGGAUUCGUUGUUGUUUUUAUUUACAAAACAAAAUACUAUAGUACAGAGCGGUACUAGAAUCGUGCUGUAUAAAAUCAUUUGCACAUUCCUGAAUAGAAGUAAAUUGGAGACACCGAGACAGAGAUGAUUCACAUUCAAAACAAUGCUCAAAUCUUAUCAGGGCUUUAUACAGCUGUAGCAAACAAUCCUAUUACAAGAACUUAUGCUAUUAUAUCUCAUAUUGGAACAUAAACUUUAAAUAGAAAUUUCAGGUUUUAUUUGACUGAAUCGCAUUAGGUUAUUUUCACUUUUCUGAUAGUUGUAUUGGAAAAGUAAAUUCAGAGAUAUUUCAAACCAUUGUACCAUAAGUACUAAUGCAUAUAUGCUGUUGCCCUACAAAUACCAUGACAAAAUUCAAAACAUCAGAUCAGUCUUUCAGAAACUGUGGAAACCUUAGGUAUAAAAACAACAACCAAAAAGUCACUAUUGUUAACGAUUUUAGGGAGUUAAAGUGUUUUAUUUAAUGAAGCUAAAGCAAGUAGAUGUAGAUUAUAAAAAGUGACACUGACAUUCUGAAUAGGGGAUCAGAACAGUGAUUCUUUCUUACAUACAGCUUAACAAAAUUGGUCCUGAUCAUGCUAUAAAUGCAACAGAGCUUCUGUUUUCACAGUUCCACUGUUGAUAAUAUCCCUUUUUUUAACCUGGGAAUACAUUGCCCACACUGGGUUCAGUGCUAUAAAUAGAACUGCAGCCAAAAAAGGAAGGGGCAAAAAAAAAAAAGAGGGGAAAAGAAAAAAAAACCAAAAGAAAAAAAAUACAAACACAACCAAACAAAAAGCUUAGACAGUGGUGUCUAACAAAAGUUUGGGGUUUUUAAAUUUGCUUGGUUUUUUUUCUUACGGGGAUAUUGGGUGGGGGAGAAGGAAAUGUGGUUCCAAGUUUUGUAUAAAAACGAAACAAAAGUUUACUCAUGCUUUAUAGUUAUAUUGUGAUUGCAGAAGUUUUCAAGCGUGUGUGCCACUGGGCUAUUUCCUGGUAUUUUUUUUAGGUAAGUUGAACCUGUGGCAAUGUUUAGAUCAUUUGAGCAUGUUCUGGGAAAAAAAAAAAUAUUCGGCAUGCCAAGGCAAGCUUUACAUGAAUCACCUAACACAGCAUUGCAGUAUGACAGUUUACAAAACAUUUUCUUUUAAAAUAACACAGCUGUUCCCACUUGUAGUAUAUUCCAUUGUGGUGGUGGUGGUGGUGGUGUUGCUGUUGUUUUAAUUGGUGGUUUCUACUAUGCCUUAUAGUGCUUAAGUCCAGAAGUUUGUGCCUCUAACAUGAAGCUGAAGGCAAAAACAUCAAGACAGAAACCCUUUUAACUUUGCCAAAAUGAUGUGUUUUCUUUGAAUGUUAUAAAUGGGGGAGGAGGGAAGGAAAAUGUCUUGGGAACCUGUGUAUUCUAAAUGUUCACUAGCACAAGAAAGCUGUAAUAUGUGUUUUACAGAAACCUGGAACUUGCCUUUUUCACAAAUUAACUGUCACUGUCCUUACAGAUGUAGGAUGAUGCAGCUAUAAGGGCAGUUUACUUUUUAUAAUUCAGUCUCUUUUGAUUGUCAAGGUGUAUGGACUGUACUUUUUAAUCAUACUGCCACAUGAUUGUGAAUCACUUUUUAAAGUUUGAAAAUGGAGAAGAGACUUUUAAUGCUGGAUAACAGUCAGAAUUGACUGCAUGAUUUGCAAAAACUCUAUAUGGGGGAAAAGGGCUGCAUAUAGAUUUUGCUAGACUCCCAGCCUUGAGUUGUAAGGUGCAGAAGACUUUCAGAUUACUCAACCUCAUGACCCUUUCCUUGUUAAACAGUCUUCACAAAAGAAUGAAAUAUUAGGAGAAAACAAGUACAUGUUAACCCACAUGAAAAAAAUAAAAUUUAGACAUUUAAUUUAUUACAUGUGCUGCUAUUCUUGGAGAUCUGUGCAUAGUUAUCCUGCAGACUAUUACAUUAGUGAACUAAUGAAGUGUUCACAGCAUAUUAGCAAGGCCUACACAUGACCUACCUCUAGUUAAGAGAUUAGUAAAGUAGCUAUGUUUUGGAGAGAUUGACAUAAGUAAUUUAGAAAAUUUAAAUGUCCUGGUAUUUAAUUAACCAUGGUAUUUUAGAAAUUGAUGCUUUUACAAAUGCGGUCCCUCUUUUGACAUAAACCAUAAGUUCUAGCAUUUAAUAGACAUUAAACAACUAAAGCCUUACCAGUUUGUUAGUUUAGUAGAAGUCUUGCAAAACAAUAGCUUUAGUUUGAGAAGUGGAGCUACUGAUAUUUCCUUUGUUUUGCCUUCUGGUUAUCUGUAGCAUUUUGAGUUCUGUCAGUCAAACAAGAAAUUUUUCUAUCUAGUCAAUACAUUGGGGUCACAAUUUAGAUGAUAAAAGAACUUUACUGUAGGUUUAUCUUGAGCUUUUUCACAGUAGUCAUACUGCAGGUAAGAAAGGAAGAGAGAUUUUGAAAACAGUGUCAAAAGAUAUAUUAAGUUUUAUGUAAAUUAUUUGAAGGUUUUUUUUCUCUCAGAAUACAGUUUAAACUGGUUUCCUCGUUUACCAUGCUGCAGGAAAUCCUUAUUUGACCAGUUCUUAAUAAUUUUUUUCUUUUAAGGAAGGGAUGUCAGAUGCAUUUUUAAACUUAAGAGUAUUUAAAAUAAUAUUUGCUGUUCUUAAAGUGUCACAUAAAUGCAUGUAUUGUGUGUUGCUUGAGGGAUGGAAAUAGGUUUUUUUGAAAAACUAAUAUUGUACAGUUUCUGCCCCUCAAAAAUGUUGAUGGUUAAAAAGACAGUAUUUUUUGCCAUAUCUUCAUACUAUAGCAUCUUCAUUCCUUGAAAUUUAGUUUUUCUGGAAUAUUUGGACUUAUUGUUCUCCCAAAAUGAUUCUUAUUUGGUAAAUGCUGGAGACAUGUAUUACUCCAAAAUUACUUUUUAAUUAUACAUGCUCCAUCAUCAGUGUCUAAAUACUAAAUUUCCAGAGUAUCUUUGUUACAGCCAGAUGUUCAAAACAUUUAGUGUUUGUUACAACGGAGAAGGUAAUUCGACAGUAUUAUAAAAGUUUUGGAGUGUUUUUUGGCUUGUGUACAAUGGAAACUCAGAAGCAUGGGAGAAAAGAAAUAAAACCUAUGUCUUAAGAAAAGAAAGCUCAUGCUUUGCAGACAGGAAAUUUUUUUAAGGCAUUUUGGAUGAUUGCAGUACUACUGCAAGAGUAGUGUGUUUCUUAGAUCUUUUUGUUCAAAUAUGUCAUGACAGCUGUAACAGAAAGAGGCCCAUGUGCUACUUUUCAGGAGUUUGACUCAUACCUGGUCAACAAUCAGUGGAUCUGAGAUCAUCAUUACUGAAGAAAUAGUAUUUCAGGCAAGUUGCAAAAAUUAGUUGGUUCUCUGUUAAGUGAACAAAACAGUUGAGGUAAGAAUCCUUACCUCCAACAGAGUGCAAACUGUUUGCCUAAGCAAAGACAAGAGUGAAUGGUUCCUCGUUUUUCUUUCCAGUUGCAGAAUGUAUGGCAGAAGGAUCAGUCACUAGGAAAGAAUUUAUUUUAUGUCUGUGUCUCAGUGAAGAUAACGUCAACAUACUACAGUGUCAUUGUGGCCCUUAGAUAUGUGAAAUAGAUGUAGAAGCUGUAUCUGUGUGAUAAGUUGUGCAUACUUGCGAUUAAAGUCUUACAUCAGAUGCUGUGAUCAUUCACCCAAUUACCAGGCACUUUGUAGGAUACUGUUCCAAACAUCUAGGAGUUACAGAAUAUUUUAAAAAUGCCACAAAUGCACAACUGUCAGAUCCUCAGGAGCACAUCUGGUAUCAGUAUCUGAUACGAAGGCACCAGACCCCCUCUCACAGCUCAUUACUUUUAAAAGGAGCUACCCUCCAAUACCUCUGAUCCUGGUUUUCUUCUGCUCAGAGCUUUCUCUCACCCUUAUGUCAGCCCUGCUGCUUUGUCAAUGAACUGGGUGGAAAAACAACCACCUUAUUUUUGAUCUUCUUGCUUGGCUGCUGUAUUAGUCUAAUUUUCAGGGGUGUCAGCCAGUUUGGCUGACCAAGAAGUUCCAAGAAGUGCUAAGUUGACCAAGUGGAAGGGGUAGAAUUGUGUGGCCCAAAGGCUUAGAAAUGAGGAAAAAAAGGAGUAACACAUUCCUCCCUGAAAACCUCAUCCUAGUGCUGUAGUUUCUAAACCCUUCAUUUUAUGCACUAUUAGCUAUUCUGGCUUGGAAGUGUUGCACUUUUCAUUUUUAAAGGCCUUGAUUGCAUCCUUAUUCUUAAAAAAAAGAAAAAAAAGGAAACUGCCAAACAUGGAAAACUCUUUCUUGUUCCCCUUUAAGAAUCACAAAUUUCUGUGUACAUAGACUAAAUGAAACUAGUCAGACUGCUGACUGAUGCCAAGAAAUCAAACUUAGUGUUAAGGAUAGAAAAAUACAAAAAUUGGACUUUUAUUCAUACCGCCAAAAAAACCCUCAAAACGGCUAAACAAAACAAAACAAAAAAAAACCCAAACAAACCAAAACUUGUUCUUUUCCAGUAAGCUCAAAAAAGAUGUUUUCUAUCUUAUUUAAAAUGCUCUGUUGCUGGGCAUGAUAUUCAAGGUUUACUGUGUCUUGUCCAAGGCACUUCUUUCUCCAUCCACAUUUAUUUAAUAUCACACAUUAAUUGCUUCCUCUUCUACACUCAUUAAUUACCAUCUAAAGAAAAUACAGUAUUGCUUUAUGUAUGCGCACUCUGGAAUACUUUCUGAUCCUUGUGAAUUAAAUGUAAAUUGGUCUGGUAAAAUUCAACAACUGCUGAUGUGGAACACACAGCUGAAGAGGAACACACUUUCUGCCUAAUCUUCUUCCUCCUGCCAUUUUGUUUUGAUUAUUUUUUGAUAUCUUUCCUUUAUCCUGUUUGCCACAAAGAGAGGGUUUCUUGACAUACCAGAUUCAAUUCUGGUAGCCAUUACAGAGUUGAUCAUACUGGCUGAAUUAAAAGACAAAUCGUGAGUAAGAACAGCUUCAGAAGGUUCCUGCAAUCAGGGGAAGAUACAAUUAGCCUUUUGGACAUGUAUUUCAGAAAACUGUAACACCAUAGUUGGAAUACAAUCAUUUGAACAAUGUAGUUGGCAAACAUGGCCCAAAUUUUGCCAUUUUAAUAUGUCAUUUUGCAUUGUCAGUAGAGAGCUGUUUGCUAAGAUGUUGCUGAAAAUUUGCCUUUUUUCCUGCAGUCCUGUAUGAGGUGGUUAAUGCAAUGAUCAGGCUGGCACUCAACUGAAGAGAUGCAUUAAUUCGACAAUAAGUUCAAAUGUAUUCUUGCAGACACUAUGGCAUAAGAUUACUUUAUAUGAUGCUAACAACAACAAAAAAGAUACUUGCAUGCAUGCAGUAAAUAUUUAAGAUAUUGCACUUUUAUACAUUUAUUUUGAAGAGGAAUCACUCUCUCCCUAAAAAUAAAAUUCCAUUUAUCUCACAAUGAAGUAUCUGGAGUCUCUUAACAACUGUCAAUUACGUGUGCACACAAGUGUGAUUAUUGUAUACUAGAGGUUAAAUAAUCUGUUGUCACAUGCUGCAGAAUACUUGGUUUAUUUCAAAUGCUGAUUUUGGAAAAGCCAAGUAAUGUUUUUAUUAGUAUCUUGGUGACUACUUUUCUCAUGUUUUUAGAAGAACAUUCACAGUUGCUAAUAAGACCUGAUUUAUUUUAGCUCAAGAAAUUAACUGAUUUACUAUUAUUAUCAAAGUUUUUUAUUCAAAAAACUUUGAAUAAAAAUUUUAUUUAGAACUUCACUCUUUCAUCUCACUUUGCUGAAGUUAAGCAACCUGAGUGUAAUUGAGAGGCCAAAAGCUAGAUAUAAAUGUAGUCAAAUUUGAUACUUCCCUUGCGUAAUAAUCUUCUAAUGUACAAAUCAAUUACAUUACUAUAAUUUAGCUGAUGGAGCUAUUCCUCUUGAAUUGCAAUGAGCUGUGGUGGUACUAAAAAGAAAUCAGUUGUCCUUAUCUUAUAUACAUAAUCAUAAUAUUUGGAUUCUUUAUGAGAUGUUGGAAGAGUUCAAAUAAUAUUAUGACUAAUACAUGUAAAAACAACUUAACUGAUUUUUCAGUAUUAUUUAACGGUCUAGAAAUUGUUGGAAUCUCUUGUAAGAAGUUAUAGAACUGGUGCUACAAGUGAAAGAUUUCUGUAGUUAUGGAUUAAAUAAUUCUCUUUUGAUACAUAUUCACACUUAUACAUGCUGAUUUUAUUUCUGCUAAUAUGAAAUAAAAGCAACUCCACUCUAGAUAGCAAAACAUAGUCCUCAGUUGAAAACCAGAAGGGCAAAGUAUUACAUAGCUAGAAGGUAAAUACAGGCUUAAUCUAGAUGAUAGUGGGCAAUGUAAAUGAGCACAUCACAUUUCCUAAGCAGAGAAAAGUUUAUGUAAACUGAGAAAUAAUUUGUGAGUUCUUUAGUUGACUGUUCACUUGUUCAAGCUUAAUAGAAAAAGCAAUCUGCAUUUGAGAUACUUUACUAGCAUCUCUCUUCUUUAAACAUUUUGCAGGUCAAAGCAAAGUGGGUUAAAAGCUUAGUCUCCCUUACUCUGAUGUUCUAGAGUUGAGAAAUACACACUCACACUCACAAUACAUACAUUUCGGGAUGUUUAAAUCGAUGCCUCUGAAUUGCAGCAGAGGGGGAUAGUGAAAUGCUGCAAGGCAUGGAAGGCAAACCUUAUGUCCCCAGUCAUGCAGAUGAAAAUGAUUUUGCCAGUUGAUCUGCAAAAUACACAUAAUUUAAUUAUUUCAUUUGUCUUCUCAGUAGAAAAUAUUGUGGCUUCAGUACCCUAGCAGUCAUUUUAAUUCUAACUGAAGAGUUCUUAAUUAACAACUGUUCAGUUUUUUCUAAUGGAAACAGAGACAAUUGUUGUCUUACCCUAGGCUACAAAAACAGCUUCACACCUUUCCUGAACUCUUGGUCAUUCAAUGUUUGAUUUGCUGUCUUGGAGAGCCACAGUAUGACCUUUAUUUAGCCUUCUGUUGCACACAGGCAAAAAGACAGGUCCUAACCACAAUAAAUUAAUGAAAGGGCAGACAAAUUUAGCUGCUGCAGAUUCAUUUUCUGCAAUCUAUUCAUACUGGCUUAGCCUUUGCAUUUAAUAAUUCUGUCACCAACACAGUUUAGGAGAAAAUAGUUUCCCUUGUCUGCCUGGAGGUAUUUUGAGUAAAACUUUGAUUCCACUCACAUAUAUACAUGGAAAAGAAAUCUGCUUCUCAGAAGAGGAUUCUUUUACAGCUGAUUAUCUGAUAUUUCCAAACAUUAACUUGGUAAUUGGAGGUCUGUAAGUGAUAGAGGGUGAAGCAUUAAAAGAAAGUGUAUUUCCCUCACUUAGGCUGAGAAGCAUUAUUUAAAAUGCUUAUGGGUACAUGGAAAUUGCUAUUCAGUGCACAGCGAUCACCUUGGCCUGCUGUGUCACCUGUGAAUCCAGGGCCCUAAAGAAAAGUCAUAGCAGAAAGUCAUGGUGUCAGAUGUUCCUGUGUUCAAAGCAAGAGUAGAUGUGCUGCUGCUUUUGUGGAGCAAACUUUCUCUACAACAGAGAUACCUGUUUUCUUCCUUCUCCCUAUCAUUUCUAUACAUAAAAAACCAACCAAACAACAACAAAAAAACCAAAACCACCACACCCAAUCACAAAAACCAACCCUAACAAACAAAACCUCUCAAAGGAGCUGGGAAGGCUUAUGACACACACACAUUCCAGACAGCAGUUUUCAGCCAUGUUGUUUGAGCCUCUGAGUGCCCAGGUCUACAAAUACGACCACUGGCUGUUGAUGUGGAGCCUGUAACUACAUCAAGCCUGUAACGUCAGGCAGGGUUUGAUAUGUGGUAUGAAAUAUGUGGCUACUGUUCUGUAAGAAGAUGCCUUUCCCAAGUGGCAAGAGAAGUAAUAGGUAAUCACAGAUGGCCAUCGACCAUGUACUAAGAUCUAUGGCGAGAACAGGCAAGACACUGGAAUGUGAAGAAUGUCACAGACCAAAGUUACUGGUAAAGGAGGUGACUUUCUUAUGGCAGAAAACUAUUACACUUGGACCAAAAAUGCACUGGGAAAACAGCAGCAUGGCAUAUGUCAUACCACUUAAUAAAAGUUCCUUUGAAAAUAAAAAUUGUAAAGUCUGAGGUAUUUUGCCAAGACUUCAGGGCUGUCAUUAAAUAAAACACAAGUUGAGAAUAUAUCUGUGCAUAUACUACCUAGCAGUAAAUUCGGGAGCUGUGACAUUUGGAAAAUGGCAUAUAUAAAUGACAUAAAGAAUGCAACACUAAGCCAAUGGCAGGCCGCACAACUUUACUUCUCUCAUCAUAGACAAAUACAAAUGCUUUUAAGUACAUUUUUCUAUUUGUACAUGCACAUUUCUAUUGGCAUAGCAAGCAUAUCCAGGCAUUUUGUGAUGUCUGAGAGUGCCACAGUCUUACAGAUAAUGCUUACCUAUGUAAAGAAUUUUCAAGAAGUUAUUGU
Messenger RNA from Zonotrichia leucophrys gambelii, 12343 nucleotides. RefSeq names its product guanine nucleotide-binding protein G(q) subunit alpha. Gene Ontology annotation, cellular component: heterotrimeric G-protein complex. NCBI's taxonomy places the organism in Eukaryota, Metazoa, Chordata, Aves, Passeriformes, Passerellidae. The record is from RefSeq and is a predicted model, not a curated record. Gene Ontology annotation, molecular function: G-protein beta/gamma-subunit complex binding; GTPase activity; GTPase activator activity. Gene Ontology annotation, biological process: adenylate cyclase-activating G protein-coupled receptor signaling pathway; glutamate receptor signaling pathway; phospholipase C-activating dopamine receptor signaling pathway. Bases 796 to 1875 code for a protein of 359 amino acids. The transcript is spliced from 7 exons.